AUGAGCUACUCGUACUACUCGGCCUCGGACGAGUCUGUCGAUGACCUCCAUCUUCGCAAGCUGCAGGAGGAGCACGCUCUGCUGGUUCAGAGGCGUGAGGCGAGACUGGCGGCCGAUGGGAGAACAGGCGGCGGCAGCGGCGGCGGCGGUCAGAGCAAGAGCAAGAGCAAGAGCAAGAGCAAGACCGGAAGCGAGGAAGGUCAGGCGGUCGGGGGUCAGGGCACGACGGCGGGCACGCCUUCGAGCCUCCUUUCCAAGCACCGCAAGCUGAUGGAGGAGCAUGUCAAGCUGCAGGCGCGACAGUCGCUGAGACGGUCGCAGCUGCUGCGGAAGCGGGCCAAGUCGCAGUACAUGACCGAGCUCUUCGACCGUGCGACGGCCAAGUGUCUGACGCCCAAGGCGGCACCGCUGGAGCGGCUCGCGCCGUCGCAGCUGAAGCGCGUACUCUCGACCUCGCCGGCCUCGCCACUGGUCUCGACCGACUCGGAGCGGCUGCUUGCGCUGAUGGACGAAACGCCGCGCGGGAGCACGGCAAGCGGGAGGAGCGGGAGCGGGAGUGGCGGGCAGUCCGACUCGUACGUCUCGUCCGAAUCGACGACCGACGGCGGCGAGGCGCGUGCGCCUGUGCCGGACCUCGGCUUUGCGUUCUCGGCCUCGCUCUCCAACACCCGGUACACGCUGGAGCGGGUGAUCGGCGAGGGUGCGUUUGCGCGGGUCCUCUGCGCCCGCGGCUCAGACCCGCAGCGGACGGCGUAUGCGGUCAAGCAACUGGUCGACGUCCAGAGCUCGCUGGACAAUGUGGUCGAUGAGGUCAAGCUCACGGCCAAGGUUGCGUCGCAUCCGUGCAUUGUCUCGUACUUUGACGCCGUCUACGAGCCGUCGGCCGACGUCAUGCACAUGGUCCUCGAGUACUGUGGUGACGGAACGCUCAAGGACGAGCUCGACGCAGAAGCAGGCACUGGCGCUGGCAAGUGGGCGCAGGACAAGGUGCUUGUGCACUUGCUGCAGAUCCUGCUUGCGGUCGAGUUUAUGCACGCCAACGGGGUCCUCCACCGCGACCUCAAGUCGGAGAACGUGUUCCUCAUCGACGAUCCGCUCGGCCUCCGGGUCCGCAUCGGUGACUUUGGCCUUGCCGAGCAGGUCCACGCCCCGGGCCUCGACGCGCGCACAAACCUCGAGGGCCAGUCCAAGGCGCAGGGCACGUUUCUCUACAUGGCGCCCGAAGUCAUCACCGGCGAGCACUACUCCAAGGCUGCAGACAUGUGGUCGGUCGGCUGCAUCUUGUACGAGAUGGCCAAUUCGGGCAUCUCGGCCUUUGGCAAUGGGUACAAUGGCUACCGCUCGCUCGUCGACAACAUUGUCAAGGUCGACGUGGCUCCGCUCGACCCGGCGCUCUACCACCCGGCGCUCUCGGACAUUGCGCUCUCGCUGCUUGCUGUCGAGCCAGCCAAGCGCCCGCUCGCCUCUCAGCUCUUGGCCCAUCCCCUCCUCAUCGACGCCUUUGCCCGCCUGUUUCCCGUUCGCGUUCAGGAGACACUCCUGGCUGCUACCCGCCGCAUCGAGGGCACGCCGUCGCCGCUUGCCCUCGCCCGCGCCAAGUCUCGCGUCCACCCGCUCCGUCCUAUCCGCCCGCUCGUCUUCACCCCGGUCCGUCGUCCGCAGUCCCAGCGUGCGCCCGAAACCCGCACCCAGCCUCGGCCUAAGAGCAAGGCCAAGUCCAAGUCCAAGGUCAAGGCCAAGGUCAAGGCCAAGGCCAAGGUCAAGGCCAAGGUCAAGGCCAAGGUCAAGGCCAAGGCCAAGAGCCAGAGCCAGAGCCAGAGCCAGAGCCAGAGCCAGAGCCAGAGCCAGAGCCGGAGCCGACGACAUCAGUCGGCAUCGGCGUCGGGUGACGGUCGCGUUGCGGCGGCAGCUGCGCCUGAAGCCACCAGCCAGAGCUUGAGUCAGAUCAAGAGCCAGAGCCAGAGCCAGAGUCGGGGCCAGAGUCGGGGCCAGAGUCGGGGCCAGAGUCAGAGCCAGAGCCGGAGGCAGCGGACACCGACAGCCGACACCCCGGAUGGAACUCGGCGCAAGCACCGGCACCGCCACCGCGAGCCUACUUCGCCGUCCGGCAGCAGCGAGAAGAAGAAGCGCCGGCAUCACCGCUCGCAUGAUAGCGAGUCGCGCAGCCGCACCUCUCGCAGCCGCACGUCGCGGAGCCGCACUUCGCGGCUAUGGGUGGCACAGCGGGUACCGACGGCAUCGUUUCCCUCAGUCACCGAUGCCAGCGCUCGGGGCGGAGCUCUUGACCCGCUGAAAACGCCACUCCGCUCGGUUGCCGGCCGCUCGAUUGGCAGGGGGGUCGCCAGCUCGCCGGCCACUCCGUACUCGCCGGCCGGGCCGUUCACGCCGACGCCGGCCAAGAUCCGGGCGCGCGAAGCAGCCCAGCGGAUCGAGGCCGAGUAUGAGCCAGGCAAUGGCAAAUGCGACGGCCCUGCGGUGCUGUGCCUCGAUGCGGUGGCGGUCGAUGCCGCGCCGGCGGUCUCCGUGGGUCGGAUGGACGAGACCGUGCCUCCACCGCGUCCGCCCAGCCCACCGCCGCCGCCGGGUGCGGCGUCAUCGACGCCGGACGCAGGCACUCAAGUCGACGAGCCGCAGUUUGAUCAGGGCAUGCUCGCCAGGAUCAAGGCGUACGCGCCACCAAACGCCCCGGGCGCCCCGGAGUUUGGCGACGAGUAUGUGGUGGCGCUCAAGGACACGCUCAAGCGUGGAGGCAUGUUCUACGGCCUCGAGCUUCACGUCGCGCAGGCCGCGGUUCGCGUCUAUGUCCAUCGCGGGCCCAUCUCCGGCCUCGCUGGAGGCAUUGCGGCGCGGACCUGUGUUGCUCCGGGUGUCCACGAGGCGUACUACCCCGCGAGCCUCGGCGAGGCCAAGGCGCUCUACGUCAGGCUCUUCAACGAGUACACAGCUGCGGGCUACCGCAAGAUCGAGCUCCUCUCGGCGGUCAUUGGCUCGGCGGUUGCGGUCGCAGCCUCGGCCGCGCUGUGCUGCACCGCCGACGGGCCGCGGACCUCUUCGCUGCCAGCCGCAACCCAAGCGCUCGUCACUCUCCUCUUUGACGAGGCCACCGAGUGGAUCGAGCGCAACCUCAACGGCGGGCGGGUGACCGCUGCCGGCAUCGAGACGCCGAUGGGCGCGCUCUCGGCGUCGCAGGUCCGCACCGCAGGCAUCGCCCUUGCUGAGCUCUUCUACGCCUUUCUCUCUGGCAUGCCGCAGACGGCGCCACAAGACUACCAGGCACUAGUUUCGAGCUUCUACGACGCGCUCCCCGCCCUCAACCGGGUGACCUUUACCGAGCUCGCGCACUUUGACGGACUUGACGAGCUCCUUGCCGCCAUGGCCGACCUUCUGGUCGUCAACGAGGCAACCGGCGGCGCCAGCAUCUUCUCGCGCGGCGCUGUCGACGCGCAGUUCCGCACGCUACACACACACAUCACGCCGCUGGUGCCGUCAUCGCCACUCUACCGCCAGGUCUCCCAGUCGCUCCUCCGCUCGCAGGUGGCCGGCAAGCAGACGCGCAUCAAGGUCGUCUCGAUGUACAAGAUGGCCCGGCCGGAGGAGUCGGCCGUCUUCCGCUCCGACCUCGGAAACGUGCAGCAGCUCUAUCACGGGUCGCGAGCUGGAAACUUUGUGGGCAUCCUCUCACGCGGCUUGCAGCUGCCGACAGUGGUUGUCAAGCGGUACGGCGGCGAGCGGUACGACGUCGGCCGGCUCGGCGCCGGACUUUAUUUUUCCGACGCCGCCUCGACUGCUAUCGCCUACGCCUCGCCGUCGGCACGGGGCACCCGGUUCAUUGCUGUCUACUCGGUUGCGCUCGGCAAAGUCUACCCAGUCUCAUCCGAGCGGCAAGCAUGGGUCGCGCCGCCGGCCGGCUACCACUCGGUCCGGGCCAAGUCGGUCCUUGCCGAUCCGCGCUCCCAGUUCGAGGACGACGAGUACGUGGUCUACGCCACGGACCAGGUCCGCCUCGACUACCUCGUCGAGGUCACCGCCUACGGUGAGGUGGCGCAGCGCGGGCGCGAGCCACCGGCUCUGCUCUCGGCUGGCUCGCGCGCGCCGCAGCACCCGGACGCGCUGGACUCGGACGGGGACGAGUCGUACGAUUCAUCGGAGGACUCGGACGCGCCGGGCUCUCUCGCCGCGCUACGCUCAGUCAUCAGCGCCCACAGUGAGUACACGCCGAGCAUGGACCCGAAGGAUCCGCACGGCUCCAAGGCCGGGCCAGACCCGGGUCCUGUUGGCCUCCUCGCCAAGAGCGCGUCGGGAGGCGGCGAGUCGCCGGUCCCGCUCGUCGGCGUCCAUGUCCGCGGGCGGAUGGUCGACCUUGUUGGCGAAAUCCUGCUGUUGCAAGAGUACACCAACCCGUCGACGGACACCAUCGAGGCGCGUUACGUCUUUCCUCUCAACGAGGGCUGCGCUGUCUGCGGCUUUGAGGCCUUUAUUAACGGCAAGCACGUUGUCGGCGUAGUCAAGGAGAAGGAGGAGGCCCGCCGCGAGUACCGCAAGGCCGUCGCCGCCGGCCACGGCGCAUACCUCAUGGAGGAGGAGAAGGCCGACUUGUUCACGGUCUCGGUCGGCAAUUUGCCGCCUGGCGCGAGCGUGCUCAUCAAGGUCAAGUACGUGACGGAGCUCGGCAUGGACGGCGACGACAUUGUGUUCUCGCUGCCGGCGCACAUUGCGCCGAGCACCGCAGCCACGGCCGCGCUCUCGCGGGUCCUUCAGUCCAAGACGUCGACGGUGGCUAUGGCCGCCGGCUCGGGUGCUCCGGGUGGCACUCCGAUCACGGUCCAGCUCGCACUCGACAUGCCGUACGCCAUCACUCGGCUCGAGUCGCUCUAUCAUCCGAUUCGGGCACGGCAGACCGAGACCAAGGCCACGGUCGAGCUUGUCGGUCAGCCUGUCGGCAUGGGCGGUGCCGACUUUGUGCUUCUUGUCCGCAUUGAGAAGCCGCAUGAGCCACGGAUGUGGAUCGAGGUCAACGAGGCCGGCCACCGCGCGUGCAUGCUCUCGUUCUAUCCGCAGUUUGAGACUGACCCGCUCGACUCGGCCGAGCUGAUCUUUGUCCUCGACGCGUCGGCGUCGAUGGGGGACGCGGCUGCGCUCGCUGACGCCAAGCACGCGCUCCGAGGCGCGCUGCUCCAGCUUGCGGCUACCAUGGUGGAGCGGGCGGCAGCCGGCCUCGCGUGCCCCACCUUUAAUCUUGUCCGUUUUGGCGACACUGUCGAGCGCGCGUUUGUGGCCCCGGCUCCGGUUUCGGCCACGUCACUCCGCAAGGCUCUCGCCUACCUUGAUUCGCCGGUAUCUGGCGAGGCCAACCUUGGCGGUACCGAUCUCUUUGCCGCCCUUCGCGGCCUCUACGCGCUCACCGACAGCUCGACCGGCCGCGCCGCGCAGCGCAACAUCGUGCUUGUCAGCGACGGCCAGGCCGUGGGCGAAGACGCGCUCGGCGCUCUUGUAGCCGCCAACGCAGGCCACACGAGGCUGUUCACGGUCGGCGUGGGGGCCAAGCCGAACCGACACUUUCUAGCCGCGCUUGCUCGCCGUGGCGGCGGCACCAGCACUCUGGUUGGCUCGCCGUUCCGUGCCACUAUGACCAAGAACGCGCGCCGAAUGGCGCGGCUCGUCGCACGCGCACUACAGCCGGAUAUGCGCAACGUCGAGCUCGAGUGGCGCCAGACAACUGAGACCGAGGAGGGCGCGCUCCAGGCUCCGGCCAAGGUCACCGCCCUCUUCAACGGCGAGCGGCUCAUUGUCUAUGGCUUUGUCGACUACUGCGCUUCUGUCUUUCUCCGCGCAAAGGGUCAAAACGCGUACUUUGAGACAUGGGUCUCGGCCCGCCCGGCCACUACUACCAAGGGCAGCCUGGUCCAUGCCCUCACCGCCCGCGCCAUGGUCCGCGACUACGAAGAGGGCUCGUACUCGGAGAACAAGCUUGUCCACGAGCUUGUCCGCAAGUCCAAGAAGGCCGACAUCAUCGCGCUCUCCUGCAAGUACUCGAUUGUCUCGCCGUACACCUCGUUCAUCGCGGUCGAGGAGCGCGUCGAGGGCGAAGCUGCCGUCGCUGCAAACGCACCCACCAUGGCCGCCCUCGUUGCCGCCCACGCCGUGGACGCCAUCCCUUACGUCGGCUGGAGCGACAUUCCCAUGACAACCGCCCCUCCUUUGACCGAGCUCGCCGACAGCGAGUCGUACGACGAGUGCGGCGAGUGCAGCGAGUAUGACGGGUACGACUGUGACUCGGACUCGGGCUCGGGCUCGGACUCGCUCUUUUCAUCGUCAUCACGCCAGGGCCGUCCUCGCCACAGGCACUCCUCGAUUGCCUCGAUCUCAAGUUCCAGCUCCAGCAGCAUGGCCAGCAGCAUGGCCAACUUGUUUAGCGAUGAUGGCCACGGCUCCAACACCGAGUGCGAGGACAUUGCCGAGGAGGCCGAGGAAGAUAACGACGACGAUUUCAGUGACAACGACGACAACUAUCACAACAGUCGCAGGGUGGAAAGGGUCGACUCGUGGCGCAGGAAAACGUCGAAGAACGCCUCGAGCGCCAUCUCCGGCAAGAAGGGCAGCAAGAACCGGGACAAGGCGGUUGCUAAGCCCAUGCCCAAGCCGGCAGCGGUGCACAUGCUGAAGAAGAAGAAGAAGACGUUUGCCAAGAAGGCGGGUAGGUUUGCGGCUCCCAACUCGCGCGAGAUCGCUAUGCCUACCGAGAUCAAGGGGGCGGCUUCGGCGGCUCCGGUGGCUCCGACUCCGGCCCCAGCGCGGGCACCUGUCGCCCCUAGCAUUGAGGCCCCCCAAAAGAAGAGAAAGAAGGCACCCCAAGCAAAGGCAAUGGCCAAGCCUGCUUCUGUGCCAAUGGCGAACGCCCGCGUGUCGUCUUCAGCGGCGCGCGCGCGUGUUCCCGCCAAGAAGGCUCCGAGGAAGCCGGGCCGCAGCGCCGUGGCCUCGGGCCCGCCACCACCGCCACCAUCCGCCGCUGCGCCAAUGAGCAUGGCCAUGCCUCCGCCGCCGCCACCGGCCGCUGGGCCGAUGGGCGCGGCCUCUGUACCGCUGGCCAUGCCACCGGCCGAGGUGUCGUCGGCAUUUGGUGACGAAAUGCUGGACCUCCUCUCCGAGGCACUUGUGCCACUGCCGGACUCGGAUGACGAUUUUGCUGGUGGCUUUGACUUUGCAUGCGAUUACGAGGACGAGCCGGAGCCAGAAGCUGUGGCCACGUCGUCGAUGUUUGGCAUGAUGGCGUUGCAGCAGGCCCAGGCCGAGGUCCCGUCGCAGCAGUUGAUGCGCCAGGAGCUGUUGGGUUGCCUGAGUAGCACAUCGAGCAGCAUUUCUCCCUCGUCGCUUCUUGACCUUGGCGAUCGUUCCCGCAGCGACAGCUCCCGCAACGGCGCAGGCUUUGGGAGCGGCGGCGGUGGUGGUGGAGGUAGAGGCAGGUCAUCGUUUGGCGGGCGCGGACGCGGGCGCGGCGGGUUCGGCUCGGGCCGGCGCGGGGCCAAGUUUGAUUCGGCCGACUGGCGAGCGGCUGGUCCUCCUCGGGAUGUCAGUGAGAACAACGGCAUGGAGGCAGGGCUCAAGCUUGGUAUCAGGCGUGAGCGCGAGCGUGAACGCGAGCGCAUGAGCGGGCGGGCGCGCGCGCUCAAGUCCGCAGAGAUGGCGUACAGGUCCCAGGAAGAGAGCCGACGAUCGGAGGACACACAUGUGUCGCGGCGCAUGAUCGAGGCCGAGAUCCAUGCGACACGCGCCGCGGCUGCCGCGGCUUCCGCCCUCCCCCAGGCGCUGGGAGGAGACCUGGCCCAGCCGGCGGCGAUACCGGUCCGCUCGGCGUUCGAGCCCACGGUGGCCGAGAAGCGGAUGGCAGCCGAGGCCGCGGCGCUCAAGGCGGCACUGGCGGCAGAGCAGGGCAACACGUUCUACGUCGGGCCCGAAGACGGCCUGCCUGCACUCCCGCUCCCGCCGGUUGUCGAAAGCACCCGGGCCGGCCGUGCCGAUGCCGUGCCUCAGCUCGGCCCGGGCUGGGCGCCGACCGCCGAGGUUGUCGAGUGGAUGGGCCUCACCUCGCUGGUCGACCAGAUUGUCAACGAGCUGGCCACGCUCUUCCUCGCCAAUGGCUACGAUCUGGACGACAUCGAGUCGCUGCUCCCCGCCAUCCGCGCGUGCGUUCUCUCAGCCCGCCCCGACGCCGCGCGCGAGGCUAAGCUCAGCACCCUCGCCGCAGGUCAGUCGCGUCCGCUCACUUGGACCGCCCUCAACAAGAAGUUUGUCGCCCUCGUUUCUGCAGUCAUUGUCGACCGCUACGGAUCCGAGCUGAUGCGCGCCGUCAAGCAGGUGCUCGGCGAGUAGCACACAACCUGUGUGCGCUGUGGUGGCCACGUCAGCCAAGCGAAAAGAAAAAAAAAGUUAUGCAGUA
Molecule: messenger RNA, 8434 nt
Organism: Thecamonas trahens ATCC 50062
Lineage: Eukaryota; Apusomonadida; Apusomonadidae
Exons: 3
Coding region: 1-8367 (2788 amino acids)
Biological process (GO): protein phosphorylation
Molecular function (GO): ATP binding; protein kinase activity; NAD+ poly-ADP-ribosyltransferase activity
Source: RefSeq, a predicted model, not a curated record